AUGUCUUCUUCUUCUGAAACUCAACAAAACAUCGAUCCUAUUACUAAUCCAACCUCUCCAUAUUAUUUACAUCCUAGCGAUGCAAGUUUUAUACUCGUUUCCACUCCUUUUACCGGAAACAAUUUCAUUGAUUGGAAGAGAUCUGUAAUGAUAGCUUUAUCAGCCAAGAACAAACUAGGAUUCAUCAAUGGCAACAUUUCUAAACCUGCUGAUUCUUCUUCUGUCUUUCCUGCUUGGGAAAGAGUCAAUAGCACUCUCAUCACUUGGUUCAUGAAGGUAUUAGAUCCAAUAAUUGCCAGAAGUGUUCUGCAUUUCGAUUCCGCUUCUGCAAUAUGGUCUAAUCUUCAAGAAAGAUUUGGACAGACUUCUGGUACACAAAUUUAUUCAACUCUACAGUAA
Amaranthus tricolor (Joseph's coat) is the source of this 399-nucleotide messenger RNA. RefSeq lists its product as uncharacterized. The transcript has a single exon. The coding region runs from base 1 to 399 and encodes 132 amino acids. The record is from RefSeq and is a predicted model, not a curated record. Lineage: Eukaryota; Viridiplantae; Streptophyta; Magnoliopsida; Caryophyllales; Amaranthaceae.